Messenger RNA from Jatropha curcas, 3049 nucleotides. RefSeq names its product cryptochrome 1 (gene CRY1). Gene Ontology annotation, biological process: blue light signaling pathway; entrainment of circadian clock by photoperiod; circadian regulation of gene expression. NCBI's taxonomy places the organism in Eukaryota, Viridiplantae, Streptophyta, Magnoliopsida, Malpighiales, Euphorbiaceae. The record is from RefSeq and is a predicted model, not a curated record. Gene Ontology annotation, molecular function: FAD binding; blue light photoreceptor activity; deoxyribodipyrimidine photo-lyase activity. Gene Ontology annotation, cellular component: cytoplasm; nucleus.
GCCAUUACAGUUUAGAGAAAAAUAAUAAGGGAGAUAAUAAUAGUAAAAAGGUUGGAAAAAAUUUUUUUGCAAAAUUCAAUACCUACCCUCCAAAAUCCAAUUGUACUGUUCUUGCUUAUUGCAUAAAUUCUCCCUCAUAAAAUUAUAGCAUCAGUAGAAGUAGAAAAGGUGACAUUUUUAAUUAAAUUUCCUUUGUGAGCUUCUGCAGAAAGACUGACUGAAAGGCAGAUAUGGUAUAUAUCUGAUAUAGAAAUAGAGAGAGAGAGAGAGAGAGAGUGGGGUUUUUUUGGUUGGUGUAUAUUUUUGGAGAGAUGUCAAGUGGGUGUAGCAUAGUCUGGUUCAGAAGAGAUCUGAGGGUAGAAGAUAACCCAGCACUAGCAGCUGGUGUUAGAGCUGGUGCUGUAGUUGCUGUUUUUAUAUGGGCACCUGAAGAAGAAGGUCAUUAUUACCCUGGUAGGGUUUCAAGGUGGUGGCUUAAACAAAGUUUGGCUCAUUUGGAUUCUUCUUUGAGAAGCCUUGGUACUACUCUUGUUACCAAAAGAUCAACUGAUAGUGUUUCUACUCUUCUUGAGGUUGUCAAAUCUACUGGUGCUACUCAGAUCUUCUUCAAUCACUUGUAUGAUCCAUUGUCACUGGUUAGGGAUCACCGGGCAAAGGGGGUUUUGACUGCUCAUGGGAUAGCUGUAAGAUCCUUUAAUGCAGAUUUGCUUUAUGAACCUUGGGAUGUUAAUGAUGCUCAAGGACGCCCUUUCACUACCUUUGCUGCCUUUUGGGAAAGAUGCCUUAGCAUGCCUUAUGAUCCAGAGGCUCCACUUCUCCCUCCUAAGAGGAUUAUUUCAGGUGACAUGUCUAAAUGCCCUUCAGAUGCACUGAUAUUUGAAGAUGAAUCAGAGAAAGGAAGCAACGCAUUGCUUGCUCGAGCAUGGUCACCUGGAUGGAGUAAUGCUGACAAGGCUUUGACCACAUUCAUCAAUGGACCAUUACUUGAGUAUUCUAAGAACCGUAGGAAGGCUGACAGUGCUACAACAUCUUUUCUUUCUCCCCAUUUGCAUUUUGGGGAGGUUAGUGUUAGAAAAGUAUUUCAUCUUGUCCGCAUCAAGCAGGUUCUGUGGGCGAAUGAAGGGAACAUAGCUGGUGAAGAGAGUGUAAAUCUGUUUCUCAAGUCAAUUGGUCUUCGAGAAUAUUCAAGGUACAUGAGUUUUAACCAUCCCUACAGUCAUGAAAGGCCUCUCCUAGGGCACCUUAAAUUUUUUCCUUGGGUUGUGGAUGGAGGCUAUUUUAAGGCUUGGAGACAAGGUAGAACUGGUUAUCCAUUAGUUGAUGCAGGAAUGAGAGAGUUAUGGGCCACUGGUUGGUUGCAUGAUCGAAUACGAGUUGUAGUUUCUAGUUUUUUUGUCAAGGUUCUACAGCUUCCGUGGAGGUGGGGAAUGAAGUAUUUCUGGGAUACUCUUUUAGAUGCAGAUUUGGAGAGUGAUGCUCUUGGUUGGCAGUACAUUUCGGGUACUCUCCCUGAUGGCCGUGAGUUUGAUCGCAUAGAUAAUCCACAGUUCGAAGGUUACAAGUUUGACCCAAAUGGAGAAUACGUCCGACGGUGGCUUCCUGAACUUUCCAGGCUACCUACUGAAUGGAUUCAUCAUCCAUGGAAUGCACCUGAAUCUGUGCUCCAAGCUGCUGGAAUUGAGCUUGGUUCAAAUUACCCUCUUCCAAUUGUAGGGAUAGAUGCGGCUAAAGUUAGACUGCAAGAAGCACUUUUGGAAAUGUGGCAGCAUGAAGCUGCUUCCAGAGCUGCCAUUGAAAAUGGAACUGAAGAAGGGCUUGGAGAUUCAUCUGAUUUGGCCUCAAUUGCCUUCCCUGAAGACACUCAAAUGGAAGAGAACCAUGAACCUGGAAGAAAUAAUCCCCCUCAUACAAUUCGGUAUUAUGAGGAUCAGAUGGUCCCAAGCAUGACGACUUCUUUGCUAAGAGUUGAAGAAGAAGAAACUUCUUCAGAUCUUCGAAAUGGAGCAGAAGAUAGCAGAGCAGAGGUUCCAAGAAAUGUAAAUAUCAAUCAAGAACAAAGAAGAGACAAUUUAAACCCGGGAGCCACGCAGACUAUCCGCAGCAACAACAGUUUUCCGCAUUUUAAUGUGGUUGGAGCUUUUGGAAAUACUGAAGAUUCAACAGCAGAAUCGUCAAGUAGUAGUAGGAGAGAAAGGGAUGGAGGUAUAGUUCCAGUCUGGUCUCCUCCAUCUGCUAGUAACUCAGAGCAGUUUGUAGGGGAUGAAAGUGGAAUCGGAGCAAGUUCUUCUUAUUUGGAGAGGCAUCCACAAUCUCACCAGAUAAUUAAUUGGAGGCGGCUCUCUCAGACUGGGUAAGAAGUAAAAGAAUUCUAAAGGAUUCACAAGGCUAAGAAAAUGUCCAGUAAAUAUCCAGUACCUCUUACAUGAUUGCAGUUCAUAGUUUGAACGGCAAUUUGGUUGUAUAGCAGUCUGCAAGUUCCUUUUGCCUGGUGGUUGAAGGUUCAUGAUCUGAAGAAAUUAAAUAUGACCCAAGAAUUCCACAACAUUAGACCUUACAGCUACACUCUUGUAGAACUUACACCAACAAGUCUGCAAAUAAUUAAGUACAGAGUGGAGUCAGGAUAAUUAGUAGGAUGAAUAGUAUUGAUUAUUCCUGACUUCAAAUCUUUCUCUUCUCAACAGGUAAGACAAAGACAUACAUGCAAGGCAAGACUUGGUGCUAGGAAGUGGAGAAUGCAGUGGCUGGCACAUGUUCAUUUUUUCAAUGGGUUGACAAAACGAAGUCUUACGCAUGUUGUUACCCACCUGUGCUCUUCUCAAGAUUCUAAUCUGACUGGUGGUAUGACCUUCAACGUGUAUGAUAGUUGAAAAAGAUUUGAUGCAGCCUAUCUGCUAUCCUUUUUUCUGUACUUAUACCAUAAUAGAUAGUUCUGUUGUAUAGUAUUUAUAAGCAAGGGGUGAGAGUGACGAUAGGUAUUUGUAGUUCUCAAAUAAACCCAGGUUUGUGCUUAUUUAAUUGAUGAUUAGGCAGAUUAAUUUGCUUUCAUUCA